This is a messenger RNA of Fomitopsis serialis, 1089 nucleotides long. Its product is annotated as uroporphyrinogen decarboxylase. Gene Ontology annotation, cellular component: cytosol. Gene Ontology annotation, biological process: heme biosynthetic process. The transcript is spliced from 4 exons. Gene Ontology annotation, molecular function: uroporphyrinogen decarboxylase activity. Bases 1 to 1089 code for a protein of 362 amino acids. The record is from RefSeq and is a predicted model, not a curated record. Lineage: Eukaryota; Fungi; Basidiomycota; Agaricomycetes; Polyporales; Fomitopsidaceae.
AUGACGACCGACUUCCCACCGCUGAAGAACGACCUGCUUUUGCGCGCGGCUCGAGGCGAGCAGACAGAGCGUGCGCCGGUAUGGGUCAUGCGGCAAGCGGGACGGUACCUUCCUGAGUUCCGCGCAGUGCGCGCAAAGCAUGGUUUCUUUGACGUAUGCCGCACACCCGAGCUUGCCACGGAGGUGACGCUGCAGCCGAUCCGGCGGUACGCCGGCCUGCUCGACGCCGCCAUCAUCUUCAGCGACAUCCUCGUCGUUCCGCAAGCGAUGGGCAUGACCGUCGAGAUGAACCCCGGCCCGCACUUCCCCGAGCCGCUCAACGCCCCCGCCGACGUCGCCAAGCUGCGCGAGCGCGUCGACGUCGAGCAGGAGCUCGGCUACGUCUUCGCCGCCAUCACGCGCGCGCGCGGCGAAUUGGACGGCGCGGUCCCGCUCAUCGGCUUCUGCGGCGCGCCGUGGACGCUGUUCUCGUAUAUGGUCGAGGGCGAGACGAGCAGGACCUACACGAAGGCGAAGACCUGGCUGUUCAAGUACCCCGAGGAGAGCAAGGCGCUGCUUAUGCGCAUCGCGGACGUCUGCGUGGACUUUCUCGUAGGACAAAUCAAGGCUGGCGCGCAGCUCGUUCAAGUAUUCGACUCCUGGGCAGGCGAGCUUGCGCCGCACCACCUCCGCGAAUACGCGCUCCCCGCCCUGAAGCACAUCGCCUCAUCCGUACGCGCCAAGCUCAAGGCGCAAAACAUCGCCCCCGUCCCAAUGACGCUCUUUCCCAAAGGCGCGAACACGCUCCUGGCAGAGCUCGCAGCGGACGCGGGCUACGACGUCAUCGGCAUCGACUGGUGCGUUGACGCCGCGGAUGCGCGCCGGGCCGUCGGCGACCUCGUCGCGCUUCAGGGCAACCUCGACCCGAACGUGCUCUACGGCGGCCGCGAGGCGAUCGAGCGCGAGGUGAAGAGGAUGUGUGAGCAGUUCAAGGGCGGGAAGGCGCCGAAGGCGUGGAUCGCGAACUUGGGCCAUGGGAUCACGCCGGGCGUGGACCCGGAGGAUAUGCGGUUCUUCUUGGAGUGUGUACACAAGUACUCAAAAGCCUAG